AUGGUGACCUCGACCAGCGAAGCCACAACCGCUGCUGCUGGCGGUGUCCAGGCUCCCAGCGCCAGCGUCCCGGCCGACCCUCUCGCCAAGGGUGUCCUGGCCACGGCCAAGCAGUCCCUCAAGGACCUGCUCAUCUGGAAGCAGCGCGUCGUCGUGAGCAACAGGUAUGGCGAGACCACGUGUGAGUGGCAGGAGCCCGACAAGUUCAAGAAUCCCAUCAGCCUCAUGGCCCAGCUCACCCCCAAGGCGUGGCUCUUCUUCAUCUGUGGCCUCGCCGCCUGGACCGCCGAUGCGUUCGACUUUCACGCGCUGUCCAUCCAGACAAAGAAGCUGGCCGACUACUACGACACGAGCAAGACGGAUGUCACCACCGCCAUCACCCUGACCCUCCUGCUUCGUUCGGUGGGCGCCGCCGCCUUUGGCUUGGCUGGUGACAAAUGGGGCCGCAAGUGGCCCAUGGUCGUCAAUAUGAUCAUCCUGGGCCUCUUGCAGAUUGCCACCAUAUACAGCGCCACGUUCCAGCAGUUUCUUGCCGUGCGCUCCCUCUUUGGCCUCUUCAUGGGCGGCGUGUAUGGGAAUGCGAUUGCCAUGGCCUUGGAAGAGUGCCCGUCCAAUGCGCGUGGCCUCAUGUCAGGCAUUCUGCAGCAAGGCUAUUCCAUGGGGUACGUCUUUGCGGCAUGUGCCAACCUGGGCGUCGGCGGCGGGACGGACAGCUGGAAGACCGUCUUCUGGAUCGCGGCCGGCAUCUCCAUCGGCGUCGGCCUCAUCCGGAUCGCGUUCCCCGAGUCCAAGCAGUUUGUCGAGGCCAAGAAGGCGGGCAAGAACAAGGCCAGCGUCGGUGCCUUUUGGCGCGAGUUCAGAGUCAUGCUCAGGAACGAGUGGAAGAUGUGCAUCUACACCAUCAUCCUCAUGACGUGGUUCAACUACUACUCGCACACCUCGCAGGACUCGUACACGACAUUUAUGCUCGUGCAGAAGGAACUGGACAACGCCGGCGCCUCGCGCGCCUCCAUCCUCAUGAAGGUCGGCGCCUGCGUCGGCGGCACCAUCAUCGGCUACAUGAGCCAGUUCUGCGGGCGCCGCCGCUCCAUCAUUUUCGCGGCCCUCAUGUCCGGGCUCAUGAUCCCCGCCUGGAUCCUCCCGAACGAGGAGGGUUCGCUCAGCGCUACGGGCUUCUUCAUGCAGUUCUUUGUGCAGGGUGCCUGGGGCGUCAUCCCCAUCCACCUGAACGAGCUGUCGCCUGUCGCCUUCCGCUCCUCGUUCCCGGGCGUCACGUACCAGAUUGGCAACAUGAUCUCGUCCCCGUCUGCCCAGAUUGUGAACGCCAUUGCAGAGAACACGCUGAUCAGCGGCCCAAGGGGCGAUCGCGUCGAGGCCUAUGGCCCAACAAUGGCCAUUGCCACUGCCAUCAUCGCCACGGGGAUCGCUGUGACAACUGCGCUAGGCCCUGAGCGCCGGGGUCGCAGCUUUGAGGGUGAAAUUGCCGGUCAAAGAAUCGAGGCUGAGCGCGAGACGAAGGAUAUCGAGGCUGUCUCGCCGGGUGUCGAGGAGAAGGUGCCUGGGGCUGACAAGCAGUCGAGGAGGGCUUCAGAUCACCCUUCCUAG
This is a messenger RNA of Emericellopsis cladophorae, 1605 nucleotides long. RefSeq names its product carboxylic acid transport protein. Gene Ontology annotation, biological process: carboxylic acid transport; transmembrane transport. Bases 1 to 1605 code for a protein of 534 amino acids. The record is from RefSeq and is a predicted model, not a curated record. The transcript is spliced from 2 exons. Gene Ontology annotation, molecular function: carboxylic acid transmembrane transporter activity. Gene Ontology annotation, cellular component: plasma membrane. NCBI's taxonomy places the organism in Eukaryota, Fungi, Ascomycota, Sordariomycetes, Hypocreales, Bionectriaceae.